Molecule: messenger RNA, 1057 nt
Organism: Ananas comosus (pineapple)
Lineage: Eukaryota; Viridiplantae; Streptophyta; Magnoliopsida; Poales; Bromeliaceae
Product: myb-related protein 308-like
Exons: 3
Coding region: 33-803 (256 amino acids)
Source: RefSeq, a predicted model, not a curated record
GCUAGAGAGAGAGAGAGAGAGAGAGAGAGAGGAUGGGGAGAAAAGCAUGUUGCCCUAAGGAAGGGCUCAACAGAGGAGCAUGGACAAGCCAUGAAGAUAAGCUGCUCUCAGAAUACAUCAUGGCUCAUGGAUUAGGGAGAUGGAGAAGCUUACCUGCAGAUGCUGGGUUGAAUAGGUGUGGGAAAAGUUGCAGGUUGAGAUGGCUGAAUUAUCUGAGACCAGAUAUCAAGAGAGGGAACAUCACACAGGAAGAAGAGGACUUGAUCAUUAGGCUCCAUAAGCUACUAGGCAAUAGAUGGUCCUUAAUAGCAGGAAGGUUACCAGGGCGAACAGACAAUGAAAUAAAGAACUACUGGAAUACAUACCUCAGAAAGAAGGUAUUUGGCGGCGACGGAGAAUCUUCACCAAAGGCUAAGAAAAGAUCAUCUGCAAAACAUAACACCGAGUCGAGUGACGACUCGAGCGUGAACAUAGUUCGAACCAAAGCCGUAAGAUGCACUAGAUCCCACUUUGCUGAUCUUGCUCCCAACCAAAUACUGGAUCAAGAUGUUGGUGGUUUUUGCACAGUCGACAAUAAUAUGCAAAACUUAUUGUUCCCUCAAACACCUACUGAGAGUUCUUAUGUGAGUUACGAUAGUUUCGAAAACAACUAUGGAGUUAUCGAUAUCGACCCUCUUACAAUAAAAGAUAUCUCCGGUUGCAUGAGACAAGAGGAGGAUGAGGAACUCUUCUCUUUGAUUGACAAUGAUGUAUGGGACCUCCUAGAAUUGCCCAACAAGAAAUACAAACUGCAGAGAGAUUGAUCUUCAAUUUUGCUGCUGGCAAUAAUGACUAAUCAGGGCUCUCCUCAAAUAAAGUUACGUACUUGAUGAGAAGCAUCGAGAGAGGAAUAGCUUCAUCUAGUUUAAUAUUUACUUUGUGCUACUACCAAAUUCUGUGACUUCAAUUCUGCCAGCUUUAUCAUCUCAAGGUAUGUACUCCUAUAAGUCACCUUAGUUUCCCUUUGAUGACGACAUAUCCAUGUAAAAUGUUUUUGACAUAAACAUGUUUGGACUAG